Leopardus geoffroyi (Geoffroy's cat) is the source of this 2019-nucleotide messenger RNA. It is a transcript of the gene NAP1L5, whose product is annotated as nucleosome assembly protein 1 like 5. The record is from RefSeq and is a predicted model, not a curated record. Lineage: Eukaryota; Metazoa; Chordata; Mammalia; Carnivora; Felidae. Bases 118 to 711 code for a protein of 197 amino acids. Gene Ontology annotation, molecular function: histone binding; chromatin binding. The transcript has a single exon. Gene Ontology annotation, biological process: nucleosome assembly. Gene Ontology annotation, cellular component: chromatin; nucleus.
GUCACUGCCGCGGCCGACGUCACCGCCACUUGCCGCAUCCUCAAGAUCUCUCUGGUGCAGCUUGGGUGCAGGUCUCUGCGGGAGCCACCCUAGACCUCUGCAGCUUCUCCUGUUAACAUGGCCGACUCGGAAAACCAGGGACCUGCGGAGGCAAGCCAGGCGGCGGCGGCAGCGGCGGCGGCAGCGGCAGCGGCAGCGGAGGCGGCCGCAGCGGAGGAGGUAAUGGCGGAAGGCGGUGCGCAGGGGGGAGACUCUGACAGCGCGGCUGGCGACUCCGACAGCGCGGCUGGUCAGACGGCCGAGGAGCCCCAGACCCCAGCAGAGAAUGCACCAAAGCCGAAAAAUGACUUUAUCGAGAGCCUGCCUAAUUCGGUGAAAUGCCGAGUCCUGGCCCUUAAAAAGCUGCAGAAACGAUGCGAUAAGAUAGAAGCCAAAUUUGAUAAGGAAUUUCAGGCUCUGGAAAAAAAGUAUAACGACAUCUAUAAGCCCCUACUUGCCAAGAUCCAAGAGCUCACUGGUGAGAUGGAGGGAUGUGCAUGGACCUUAGAAGGGGAGGAGGAGGACGACGACGAGGAAGAGUACGAGGAUGAGGAGGAGGGGGAAGAGGAGGAGGAGGAGGAGGAGGAAGCUGCGGCAGAGGCUGCUGCGGAGGCGGCCGCUGCCAAAGAUGAGGGUCCCCAUUCUGCGGUGUCUGAUGACGCCAAGAAAUAAGCGGGGGCAGAGAUUCUGAAGAGGAGAGUGACGCCGAAAACAAAUACCCUAUUUCUUUUCUUUUUUUUUUUUUUGAAUAUUGGUGGACUUAAAAAUAAGGCUCAGGUUUGGGACCAAAAUACAACGAAAUCAAUACUGACAUUCCUAAUAUUAAAUUGAAGCAAUCAGAUCCUGGCCAGCCCGUUUCAAAUUUGAUUUUCAUUUUGAAACAAUAAAUAUAUCAAAAGGUGUUGAGGAAAACGAGUUAAAUUUAAAAUGAGUUUUUCAUGAUCUCUUCUGUGAGGACUGCAACUGAGGCUUAGUAAGGGUGUCAAGUAGAUGUGAAGUAAAGAAUGUCACUUUGAAACCUAUUCAUCCCACAGCCAUCACACUACACACGGAACACCCAGGCCAAGACUGAACAUGUUCUCAGUGUUUAAUUCUUCAGUUUCUUUAGUCUGGACAUUUUCCAGUGCAGGAAAAGCAGAACCCAAGACUCUCAUCUUAAGACUUUGCUUUUGUAACCCAGACAUCAGCUUUACACUUGAGAGAAGAGUGACGAAUGGAGGAAGCCUGUGAUGGAGAUCAUGACAGGACUGCUUAAUGAGGCCUGGAAAACUGCCACUUCAAAUUCUAAAGAAUGUUCUGAAUAUUUGAAUUUAGAGAAGCAACAUGGUUCUGAGAAGGAGGGUGUAUAACCUGUAUAAUAUUGUCAACAUAUGUGUUUGUUAUUUACAGUCUCAUGUUUAUGUGUUUUCUUGGUAGUGUCUAUUUACAAAGGUGUAAAAAAAAAACCCCAAAAUGUUUAAGUAUUAAAUCCUUUUUACCUAGCAUUCUAGAAAUAUUAAUUUACUUGAAAAGAUGUAGAAUGUAGCCAAUUCUGUAAAGCAUGUGUAUUCAGUGUUAUGUAGUUUGAUCCUUGUGAAGUCUUUUGUCAUGUAGCUUUUAGAAUGUAGCUGUGAAAAUUACCAGAACUCUUCAACGAAGCUAAUGUUUGGAAAAAAUAUAUACUUGAAGAACCAAUCCAAGUGUGUGUCCCCACCCCCAGCUCAGAAGUAGAAGGGUUUAAGUUUGCUUGUAUUAGCUGUGCCUUCAUUAUUUUGCUAUGUAAAUGUGACAUAUUAAAUAAAAAAUGGUGCAUAUUCAAAUUUUACUGCUUGAGGAUAGACUGACAUACAGUUAAGGAUUUUUAGGAAGGACACAUUUAAUGUAAAGACUUUUAGCUUCUUUGUGGGUUUUGAAUUUUGUGUGACUCCGUGAUCUACGAAGAAACAAGCAUAAAGUUGUUUACCACUGUAGUGUUAAUAAAACUAUUUUCAAAAAACAAAA